CGAAAGCUUCCGCAAGCUGCGCCGCGCCACGCCGCGCCGCGCUGCGUUGGGGCUGACCAUUCGCGUUCGGCCUGAGACGCCGCCGUCGCCGCAACCGCGGAGCGGGUACUGCUCCGAGCCAGCCGCCGGGAAUAAGGCGGAGGCGCAAACAUGAAUGUUGGAGUUGCCCACAGUGAGGUGAAUCCAAAUACCCGUGUAAUGAACAGCCGGGGUAUGUGGCUAACAUAUGCAUUGGGAGUUGGCUUGCUUCAUAUUGUUUUACUCAGUAUUCCCUUCUUCAGUGUUCCUGUUGCUUGGACCUUAACAAAUGUUAUACAUAAUCUGGGGAUGUAUGUAUUUUUGCAUGCAGUAAAAGGAACACCUUUUGAAACUCCUGACCAGGGUAAAGCAAGGCUCCUAACUCAUUGGGAACAACUGGACUAUGGAGUACAGUUUACAUCUUCACGGAAGUUUUUCACAAUUUCUCCAAUAAUUCUAUAUUUUCUGGCAAGUUUCUAUACGAAGUAUGAUCCAACUCACUUCAUCCUAAACACAGCUUCUCUCCUGAGUGUGCUAAUUCCCAAAAUGCCACAGCUACAUGGUGUUCGGAUCUUUGGAAUUAAUAAGUAUUGAAAUGUGUUUUGAAAUGCAACAAAAAUUUUUUACGCCUACUGAGUUUUCUGUAAGGAAGGAGUGGUUAGUAAACUGCACUGUUUAUGUGAUAAUGUGAAAUGAGAGGUAGCUACAUUGGAGGGCCAACUACUGGUUCUUCAUAUGCUAUUUUGAAGUGCAGAUUUUUACGAGAAGAUGUCUCUGUUUAAUGCAUCUGGUAUCCUGAAGAGAGGCUUUAUAGGCAGGCUGGGCAGGCCCAGCUUAUAAGUUAAAUGGCUGUAAAGUAAGGAUGUAAUAGAUAAAUCCAAGGACAUAAGAGAUUUAUAAGAAACUAAGUCCAGGUUAGCUUAUAAUGAAUGGGCAUUAUGUUAGGAGAAGAAAAUUUUCAAUCAUUCAGUCAUGGUCAGUUUAAGGAGACUUACAUGUAAACCAAAAUCAUCUCUUUAUAAGUUUAUUAUAGACUGUUUUUAUUACAUACAUAUUCCUCUUAUGUUAUAUAAGAGAAUAUAUACCCUCUUGUUUUAUACAAACCAAUUCCUACCUUAUAGAUGUACUUUUUUGGUUUUGUGGGCUCAACAUUGUGUUGAUAGAUGAGUUCAUUUUUACAUUUAUUAAGUUACUGAGUUCAUGAAGGUUCACCUUCUUGACUGAUUGAUGAUAGAAGAUAGGCAUCUUAGAAGCAGCCUCUGAGUUGGCCUUCUAAUUUUGAAACAAAGUGGGUUUUGCUGCCUUUCCAGAUACAGGCUGCUAAACCAAUUAAGACAAUAAUUUAUUUCUCAUAGUUAAAGUAUAUGGUAACUUAAAAGUCUCUGCUUAUUUGGUUGAGCAAUCUAAUUGCUGAAGUCUGCUCUUCUUUAGCAAAAGGAAAUAUAAAAUGGACAACUACAAAGCCAACCUAUGAUCUAGCAGAAACUGCAUCUCUAGUGAUAGUAUCAGAGUAAAUAAUGGAGUCUUUUUAAGCAGGUCUGUAGUAGAAGAUAACAUCAUCUUUUCUUAGUCCUCCUACUCUCAAUCUCCAUAUUUUGCCCAUUAACAUUUUGCCUGUCAAUACGUGAGUCUUAGUGUAGAUAACUCAAAAUGUUAAUUAUUUCCAAAGCAGCAACCAUGUUGAAUUCUUGUGUCUUAGAGAAGCUUUCUAUAGUUGCUGACAUUAAUUGCAGGAAAUAACUAUAUACUACUUUGAGAAGUAAACGUCAAAAAAAGUUCUGAUAUGGGAUGAAACUGAAAAACCUAGUAACAUUUGUAAGCAAAAUUGAGUGCAAAGAAUUAAAAAGCCAACUUAAAAAUCAAUUGGUUUCAAACUGACUUUUGGGGGUAAUGAUCAUUGUUUUGUAUUUCAAAAGUAUUGAGUUUAGAAAUCAGUUGUAUGAUAAUGCCUUUGUAUGUUUGUCUUUUCUCAUGUAUUUUUAAAUAACCAGUAAUCUAUACUUUAAUAAAAUUUUUCUUUGGUGUAAG
Messenger RNA from Hippopotamus amphibius kiboko, 2046 nucleotides. It is a transcript of the gene ORMDL1, whose product is annotated as ORMDL sphingolipid biosynthesis regulator 1. The transcript has 4 exons. Gene Ontology annotation, biological process: intracellular sphingolipid homeostasis; negative regulation of ceramide biosynthetic process; ceramide metabolic process. The coding region runs from base 151 to 612 and encodes 153 amino acids. Lineage: Eukaryota; Metazoa; Chordata; Mammalia; Artiodactyla; Hippopotamidae. The record is from RefSeq and is a predicted model, not a curated record. Gene Ontology annotation, cellular component: endoplasmic reticulum membrane.